AUGGUGGUGCUUGCACUGGAGCAGUCCAAGAAACACAUUGAAGACAUCCAAGGAGAGAUUUCCCACUGGCAAACCAAAGUUGAUAAUCUGUCAAGUGAAUACAUGAAGGAGAAAGAGGAAAACAUCCAUCUGAAAUGUGAAAUCCAGGAGGUUAGCCAACAACUUCAGCUCCAGUCGGACUACUUGGUCCACCUGGGCGCAUCGUCGUGUACUCUUCUGUGGAGGGUGUCUCGGUGUGAGGAGAGCAUUGAGGCCAUCAUUGGAGGUACAAAAGUGGACGACUUUUUGUCUUUGGUCUCAACCACGCUGAACAGCUUCCUGCAGACUUAUGACAACCCAGAGGAAGAUACAGAUUCCGAAGAAACUCAGUUCAUCCUUGCGUUGUGUGGAACAAUCACAAACAUUGCUGCAUCUGCCUUUGGGAGGGAGUUCCUCAUGACAAAUCAGAAUGGCCACUUGGUGAUGGACACGUUUCUGCAUGCCUUGUCAGAACUCAAGUUGGGACAGUGCACUAAAAUGAAACAGUUGAUCCUGAUGUGCAUGUACAAUGUGAGCAUCAAUCAGAAAGGCGGUCGACACAUCAUCAAUCACCCUGGCAUAAUAGGGUUACUCGUAUGGCUACUACAAGGAGAGAAAGCUUCCGACAUUGUCCUCCAGUUGAUCAGGUUGAUCCAUUCUCUCAUUUGUGAGCAGGGCAACCCAAAGAUCCUCCAUGAGGUGAACGAAGUGCUUUCUGACCAAUUGGUACAGCAACUUGCAGCGGAUCGAAACAAAGAGAUCAGCCAAGCCACAAUCGAAAUGAUGUCGGACAUCAGGGUCCUCAAAUUUCCACCGUUGGAACAGUGCAGGGAUAUGAGAUGA
Messenger RNA from Lineus longissimus, 861 nucleotides. RefSeq names its product heat shock factor 2-binding protein-like. Gene Ontology annotation, cellular component: cytosol. The record is from RefSeq and is a predicted model, not a curated record. The coding region runs from base 1 to 861 and encodes 286 amino acids. Lineage: Eukaryota; Metazoa; Nemertea; Pilidiophora; Heteronemertea; Lineidae. The transcript has 8 exons.